Messenger RNA from Alternaria rosae, 1437 nucleotides. RefSeq names its product NADP-dependent leukotriene B4 12-hydroxydehydrogenase. The record is from RefSeq and is a predicted model, not a curated record. Lineage: Eukaryota; Fungi; Ascomycota; Dothideomycetes; Pleosporales; Pleosporaceae. Gene Ontology annotation, molecular function: oxidoreductase activity, acting on the CH-CH group of donors, NAD or NADP as acceptor. Bases 299 to 1363 code for a protein of 354 amino acids. The transcript is spliced from 2 exons.
CGACAAGUUUCGGGCCCCGCGUCGAGGCCUUCAACCAAAGAAGUGGCUUUGGUGGUCGGACGAAAUUCGUUUUUGCGUCUUUUUGCCGGUCACUGGCCGAUAUGCAACGUUACGACUGGGCUUGCCGUGCUAGGACGGCGCCUCCGGUCCCUCCCUCCACCCAUGAUGCAAUCAGGGUCUUUCUCUCGGCGGUGAAAUCACAGUUUGUCAGCUAGAGGUGUUGGUAUAUAGAACAUCAGCAUACAAUACCCUACACAUACCUUCCUAAUACCCAAUUCUACACACUACACACAUCAUCAUGGUUCAGAACAAGGGCGUCAUCUUCAAGAAGGUCCCAGAGGGAUGGCCAAAGCCAGGCCAGGACCUCGCUGUUGAGGCCCGCGACAUUGACCUCGACCAGAAGCUCCCCGAGGGAGCUCUUCUCGUCAAGAACUUCUAUGCCUCCUUCGACCCCUACCAGCGCGGCCGCAUGCGUGCACCCGACGUCAAGUCGUACUCCCCUCCCUUCGAGCUAGGCAAGCCCAUCACCAACCGCUCCAUCUUCAAGGUCGUCAAGUCUGCCAGCGACAAGUUCAAGGAGGGCCAGACCCUCAUCACCAUGGGCAUCAGCCCCAUUGAGGAGUACUCCGUCCUAGACAAGGACGCCGUCGCCAACUGCAUGGAGCUCAAGAACCCCUACAACCUCGACCCCAAGUACUUCCUCGGCCCCCUAGGCAUGCCCGGUCUAACCGCCUGGUCCUCCUUUUACGAGAUUGGCCAACCCAAGAAGGGCGAAACAAUCUUCAUCUCAGCAGCCUCAGGCGCCGUGGGCCAACUCGUCGGCCAACUCGCCAAGCACGAGGGCCUCACCGUCAUCGGCUCCGUCGGCGACGACAAGAAGCUUGACUUCAUCACCAAGGAGCUCAACUUCGACUCCGGCUUCAACUACAAGACCGAGAAGCCCGCCGAUGCCCUCGCCCGCCUCGCCCCCAACGGCAUCGACAUCUACUACGAAAACGUCGGCGGCGAGCAACUCGAAGCCGCCAUCAACGCCAUGAACAACUUCGGUCGCAUCAUCGCCUGCGGCAUGAUCUCCCAAUACAACUCCAAGCCCGGCGAGCAGUACCCCAUCCGCAACCUCAUGAACAUUGUUGCCAAGCGCCUUACCAUCCGUGGUUUCAUCGUUGGAGAUGAGAACAUGGGUCCCAAGCACGCAAAGGAGCACCAGGAGAAGCUGCAAAAGUGGUUGUCUGAGGGUAGCUUCAAGGCGAAGAUUAGUGUUACUGAGGGUAUUGAUAAUGCCGUCGACGGCUUUAUUGGUAUGCUUGAGGGAAAGAAUUUUGGUAAGGCGGUGUUGCAGAUUGCGGAUCUGAGCAAGGAGUAGAAAGUUGUAUAUACCCCAAUGAGGCCGGUUUGCACCGGUUGUAUGAAUGAAAGAUGAAUGAACAACAAUAAUGG